GAGAGAGAGAGAGAGAGCAUCGUCACCAUAACAACAGAGACGCCACACACACCCACACCGCUAAACUGAUCCCUCCUUCUUUCCUUUCCUUUUCUUUCUUUCUUUAACUUGCGACUUAAAGUGAAAACCAGUAAUAUAAGCUGCCCCUAAAGAUGAGUUUCACGUGGGCUAUUGAUACUAAAGGGGACGAGCUGGGAAAGGUAUUUAGAGGCGAGGAAAGUGACGGGAGUGAGGCGGAGGACGACGAGAAAGCGGUGAAAAGUCAGCUGCAUGCAAUGAAAUUAUGUCAGGAGUCCAGUGGUUUAAUGGCAACUGUCUCCACGCUGAGGUUGCCAGGGAAAAGAGGUGGCUUGGAGUGGGGACCAGGAGGGGAAGGAAGGAGGAAGGAAGGGAAGGACGAAGAGGAAGAGGAGGUGGGGGUGAGCAGGGGACGGGAGUGGGGUCAGAUGGCGCCCCUGAGCCUGGCGGUGUUGGGGGAGGCGCUCGGAGAUCAGCACCCACAACUGCCCCCACUAACUCAUGCAAACGCGAAGGAGAUUUGUGCCCACGUGCCCACCCUGUCCUUGCAGUUCAGAGGGCUGGGGAGUCUGGAGCUGGUGUGGCUGCUGGAGCGACUGACGCGACUUGAGGUGAGCAACAACUGUCUCACCUCCACAGCUGGGAUUGAUCGUCUACCUGCCCUCACCUGGCUCGAUCUAUCCUUUAACCAGAUCAAGCGUCUCAUGGGUGUCGGGGCCUUGCGUCGCCUGGAGGUCCUUGCUCUGCACAACAACCAACUGGAGCGCCUGGAGAAGGGGGCCCUGCAACACCUCGACCGCCUGCAAGUUCUCACGCUGGCCAACAACAGGCUCACUGAUCUCUCUGAUGUGUGGACGCUGCGCCACCUGGACAGCCUGGCGAGUCUGAGCCUUGCAAACAACCCCAUAAGCAGCCAACACUACCCCGCCCUCGUGCUGGCCCACCUGCCACGCCUCGCCUACCUCGACCACCGCCGCGUCACGCCACAGGACCACGCCAACGCCCUGGAGCUACAUAGGGCAGAAGUGGAGGUGGUAGAGGCGGACGAGGAGCGGGUGAGGCUGGAGGAGGAGGCGGAGAAGGAGCGACGGAGGAGCAGGGAGGCUCACGCGCGGGCCGGGGUGCUGGCGCUGGAUGACGGCUCGCUCCUGGCCAGAAUGUUCAGAGGGGACAAAGACAUGGGUGUCCUGCUGCAGCUGCCGGGAGCACACGCCCUUAUGAGCAAAUACCAGGAACACUUCAACGCUGUGUGCAGGCAGGUCUUCAAGGCGGGGCUCCUACAUGAGGAGCAGCGGCAGACCGAACUACGUCUCUUGAGGGAGGCACUGCGUGAAGCGAGAACCCGCGCCGACCAUCACGCGCGCGAGGCCGUGCGGGAGCUGGAGGCUGAGGUGGGGACCGUAGCAACAGCCGGGCGAGAGUUGCAGCAGGCGGAGGAAGCCAGUCUAGGGGACGACCAGGAGGCGCACACUGGCAGGGUAGCAGAGGCGGCAGUCCUUCAUGAAAAAAUUGACACCCUGCUGAACACCACUUCCUACGACCUGCUGACUGCUGAAGUGACACUGGCAGAUCAGAUCAAGGAUGUAGUGGCACGGGCCCGGGAGGAGCUAGGAAGUCUCGUUGGAGGCUUCCUGGAGGAGGCUGCCACAGAGUUUCAAGAGGGCCGUCGUCUGGCCUACUCCUUCUACUGUCGCCUCCGAGAACUCUCCACUAAGGUGGCGGAUGAGUGUCCCAGCGUGGAAGAGCAGGAACGAACAGCAAGGGUGUUUGAGGGCAGUGACACUCUGCAGGCAGCACUGGCAGGCAUCCAUGACCGUCACCUGGACCUCAUUGAUGCGCGGGAGGCUGACCUCAGGAAGCACCUCCAACACUGGCUGGCAGACACCCUCAAGCAAAUCCAGGAGGAAGAAUGGGCAAGACACCGGGCCAGGGUGGAGGAGAUCACCACCCUCACUGCCAGACAGAGACAGCUCCUGAGUGAGGCUCUCCCCGUCCUGCAUGAGUGAGGAUGACAACUCCAGGAAGUAUCACAAACUCUUUCCCAGCCAGACACUGAACUGGCACUGCCAAAAACACUUUCAUCUUCACUCCUUGAACUGAAUCACUAGCACUGGUUCAGUUACAUGACAAUUUCAUGUUGCCAGGAAAUCCAGUUUUCUCUUAUCAAUGUACAUAACCAUCAAGGUAACUUAUCUUAGGUAUUUACAACCACUGUUGUAUUUCCUCCCCACCAAGAUGAUGUUACAGUACAAAUAAGGGGCAAUAAUGAUAGUCUCUGCUUUACCACCCUCUGGUUAUUUAUUUCCAUCUGGUAACCUGCCAAGAUAAUAUGCAUUUUCAUAUAAAAUAAAAUAUUUUAUUUACUUGCACUAUAAAAUAUGGCCACAAAAAUAUGCUUACAGAGCUUUUACUGAAUUGUCUCUCCCAAGCUAGUCAUUUAACCAGUCAAAUCAGCAGGUCAGGUUAGAGCUCAGUCAUGGACAUCCAGGAUGCCUGGAAUCAAUUAGAUACUGAUUUCACAGGAACAAGUUAUACUUAACUUUUGUACAACAUACAGAAUCUAUCAAGACUGCUCCCCCUGACUUACAUAAGGUUUGGAAGUGUACUGACUUUGUGAAUGAAUAUACAUUCUUUUAAUUCACAGCAUGAUAACAAC
Scylla paramamosain (green mud crab) is the source of this 2674-nucleotide messenger RNA. RefSeq names its product dynein regulatory complex subunit 3-like. The transcript is spliced from 12 exons. Gene Ontology annotation, cellular component: cilium. NCBI's taxonomy places the organism in Eukaryota, Metazoa, Arthropoda, Malacostraca, Decapoda, Portunidae. The record is from RefSeq and is a predicted model, not a curated record. Gene Ontology annotation, molecular function: protein binding. The coding region runs from base 153 to 2024 and encodes 623 amino acids.